AAAUGGCUGACUCUGCACCGGCCGAUACUCGUGGACGUGGUGGAUUUGGACGUGGACGUGGUGGUCGCGGUGGUCGUGGUGGUCGCGGCCGUGGCCGUGGCCGUCGUGACGAAAAGAACGAAUGGGUUCCCGUGACCAAGCUUGGCCGUCUUGUUAAGGCUGGCAAGAUCAAGUCCAUGGAAGAAAUUUAUUUGUUCUCUCUCCCCAUCAAGGAGUACCAGAUCGUUGAUUAUUUCUUGCCCAGUCUCAAGGAUGAAGUCAUGAAGAUCAUGCCUGUCCAGAAGCAGACCCGUGCUGGUCAGCGUACUCGUUUCAAGGCUUUCGUUGUCAUUGGUGAUGGUAACGGUCAUGUUGGUCUUGGUGUCAAGUGCUCCAAGGAAGUUGCUACCGCUAUCCGUGGCGCCAUCAUCUUGGCCAAGCUCUCGGUUAUUCCUGUCCGUCGUGGUUACUGGGGUACCGCUCUUGGUGACCCCCACACUGUGCCUUGCAAGGUCACUGGCAAGUGCGGUUCCGCUCUUUGCCGUCUUGUUCCUGCUCCCCGCGGUACUGGCAUUGUUGCUGCUCCUACUCCCAAGAAGGUCUUGCAGUUGGCUGGUAUCACCGAUUGUUACACUACCUCUCGUGGUUCCACCCGCACUCUUGGUAACUUUGUCAAGGCUACCUUUGCUGCCAUUGGCAACACCUAUGGUUUCUUGACCCCCGACUUGUGGGAAGAGACCGAAUUCACCAAGGCUCCCUUCCAGGAGCACACUGACUUCUUGUCCCAGAAGCAGAGAAAGUAAAU
Molecule: messenger RNA, 784 nt
Organism: Radiomyces spectabilis
Lineage: Eukaryota; Fungi; Mucoromycota; Mucoromycetes; Mucorales; Radiomycetaceae
Product: 40S ribosomal protein S2
Exons: 4
Biological process (GO): translation
Cellular component (GO): cytosolic small ribosomal subunit; ribosome
Molecular function (GO): structural constituent of ribosome; RNA binding
Source: RefSeq, a predicted model, not a curated record